AUGGGUCUUUCUGUCGCUGCCACGCCGAAUUGGGCAGCAAGCCAUGCCGAUAAAAAGCCAAAUGCGGCGAAAGAGAUGGCCAGGUGUCCUGACGGCGUAGAACGCAUUCCGUCUUCCAAAACCAUCAUACCGAAUGGCGCAGUGCAUACUUCGGCGGUGACAUACUCAUCGAAUGGAGUUCCUUGCCGAGGCCCACAGCGCACAAGGAAAUCUGGACGAGGGCGCCCGAUCCAGGCCUUCAAGAUGUCUGUAGCCGUUCCCACGGUGCUGACAGCGAGGAAGACGCCAAGGACGGACACUGUCCACACGUGCCAUGCGUGGUCGGGACGGUUGCGGUGCUUGAUGAACGUCACCAAUGCCAUGACUAUAGGAGGUAUAAAUGCGGCUAAAACAAGACAUUCGGGUCCUGAAACACGCUCAACGAGAGCGAAUGGGUGCUGGAUGGUUGGAUCACUCAACUUGAACUGGCGAUGGAACGGUACGAUGUGCUCGGCAACACCAAGAAAAAAGACGGUUAUAAGAAUAGCUGCAAUCCAGUCUGGAAAAUGGCGGCGGAACCGCGGCAGACGAACAUACGCAGCGAGGGACAUUGGUAGGGACGAUUUGGAAUUUAACAAUCACAUAGGUAUACGAUGUCGCGUGCAAGGCGGAGAAGGGAUGUACUGGUGUUUCGGCCUCGGUUGCUAUUACCGUUAA
Molecule: messenger RNA, 696 nt
Organism: Clavispora lusitaniae ATCC 42720
Lineage: Eukaryota; Fungi; Ascomycota; Pichiomycetes; Serinales; Metschnikowiaceae
Source: RefSeq, a predicted model, not a curated record